AUGUUGAUUUUGGUAGUCAUGAGGUUUUUUGCGUUUGCUUCCGUUUGUCUCCCAUGUUCAGCCAGCCCCGUGCAUUUAGCCACCUUUUACCCAACUGAAACUGCCACAACAAGCGCCACUGACCACCAAGCGCUCAUGUCAUUUAAGUCUUCAAUAAAAAGAGAUCCACUCCAAGCUCUGAGUUCAUGGGGAAACCAGUCGAUCCCUAUAUGCCGAUGGCGCGGCGUGGCCUGUGGCAUGCGUGGCCACCGCCGUGGCCGUGUCGUUGCACUAGAUCUCCGUGGGCUCAACCUUCUUGGCACUAUUGCAUCUUCCAUAGGUAAUCUAACUUACCUCAGGCGGUUGGGCCUUCAAGAGAACCGCUUUUAUGGCAUCAUACCAUCAGAAAUUGGACAACUUGUAGGACUUGAGCAUCUGAACCUCAGCAGCAACUCCAUCGGCGGGAAUAUCCCGCCAACACUGUCCUCGUGUGUGCAUCUUCAAGUAGUUUCCCUCAGCGACAACAACCUCCAAAAGGUGAUACCUUCUGCGCUUGGUGUCUUGUCAAACCUUCGGGUUAUAGAACUAAGGAACAAUGUGCUGAAGGGCUCAGUUCCCCGGGAGUUGGCAUCCCUGCACAAUCUUGAGGUACUUGAUCUUGGACACAACAACCUUACAGGAAAUAUCCCUGUAGAGAUUGGAAACCUGAAAGGCCUUAUCCGUCUUUAUCUGGAAUCAAACAUGAUAGUUGGAGAAAUCCCAACAUGUAUUGGAAAUCUUACAAAUUUAACCGUGUUAUUUCUUCACUCGAAUGGUCUGACAGGUCAUGUUCCUGCUUCUCUCCGAGGUCUCCAGAAAUUGCAGUUUUUGUCUCUUUCAUACAACAAGCUCUCAGGGUCGAUUCCACCUUCCCUGGGGAACCUCUCGUCUCUACUACUCCUUGAUAUCCAAGCCACUGACCUAACUGGUAGCAUUCCUGAAUCAAUAGGAAAUCUGAACCUCCUCAAGACCCUUUCUCUGACAUCUAAUUGUCUUACAGGCUCAAUCCCUCACACUGUUGGAAAACUCAGCUCUCUCAUUGAGUUAUAUCUGAACACAAAUCAGCUCCAGGGUUCUAUACCACCUUCGGUUUACAAUCUUUCAUCCCUCCGAACUUUUGUCAUGAAUUACAACAACCUCAGUGGUUCCAUUUCGAAUGACUUGGGUAAUAAGUUUCCAGAACUCCAGCAACUUGUCGUGGAUCAUAAUCAAUUUCAGUGGUCCAUCCCAGAGUCUCUGUGCAAUGCUUCAAUGCUUCAACUUAUUCAAUUGGGCCACAACUUUCUUUCCGGUGUAAUACCAAGAUGUCUUGGAGCCACCAUGAAGAGAUUAUCAGGACUUAUUCUCUCAGAGGCUCAACUAGAAGCAAGGAAUGAUGCUGAUUGGGGCUUCAUUUCUAGCUUGACAAACUGUAGUAUGCUGCGGUACCUAGAUGUGAGUUACAACGAACUAGAAGGGUACCUACCGAACUCAAUAGCAAAUCUUUCCAUAGACUUAAAAAGUCUCGGCAUGGGAAACAACAUGAUAAGGGGAAAUAUACCUGAAGGAAUUGGAAACCUUGUCAACCUACAACAGUUGUCCUUGGAGGGUAAUUUCCUACAUGGAAACAUUCCUGAGUCCACUGGCAAUCUUGGGAUGCUGGGUCUAUUAUACUUGUCAAAUAAUAGUUUAUCUGGAGCAAUUCCACCAACACUUGGAAAUCUCACGGCAUUAAAUAAACUCGACCUCAGCCAAAAUUUGCUUACUGGCCCCAUACCAUCCAUCCUUAGAAGAUGUCCUUUAGAGUCGCUAGUCCUAUCAGUCAAUCGGCUGGUUGGUCCAAUACCAAAAGAGAUUUUCCUCAUAUCAACAUUGUCUAUUGCCUUGAAGCUCCAAGGCAACAUGUUAACUGGGGCAUUUCCUCCAGAACUUAGUAAUCUAGUAAAUCUUGGAUCUCUUGAUGUGUCUGACAACAUGAUAUCUGGCUCAAUUCCUGCCUCUCUAGCUCAGUGCACAAGUUUGGAGUAUCUUGUUAUGCAAGGAAACCUAUUUCAAGGCACAAUUCCAGCAUCAAUGUCACAGCUGAGAGGCCUUCUGGUUCUUGAUGUUUCAAGAAACAACUUGUCUGGGGACAUCCCUGUCUUCCUCGGCGACAUGCAUGGGCUUGUUACCCUAAACAUAUCAUUCAACAAAUUUGAAGGUAAAGUUCCAGAACGUGGAUUAUUUUUGAACGCAAGUGCAGCUCUGAUUGAAGGGAACUAUGGCUUAUGUGGAGGUAUCCCCCAAUUUAACUUGCCUCCCUGCUCAAAUCAUACAUCCAAGAAGUGGUCUCGCAAGCUUGUCGUGUCCAUCUCAAUAGGCAGCACAGUUUUGUGCAUUGUCCUAGUACUAUUUGCACUAUUUGCGCAAAGGAACUUGAGAAGCAAGUUUGCAAAGAUGAGAACGGUUCCAUCACUCCAUGGCGGAAAAUGUAUGAGGGUUACAUAUGCUGAAUUAGUGAAAGCAACAAGUGGGUUUGCUUCUGAGAACCUCUUAGGCACAGGAAGCUUUGGCUCAGUGUACAAAGGAACAAUGAGGAAUGGCGAUCAGGAACUGAUUGUCGCUGUGAAGGUGCUCAACCUCCAGCAGCGAGGGGCAUCUCAAAGCUUUUCUGCAGAAUGUGAGACCUUAAGAUGCGUCAGACAUCGAAACCUUGUGAAGGUAUUGACCGUGUGCUCAAGUAUUGAUUUCAGGGGGCUCGACUUCAAAGCUCUUGUGUUUGAGUUUAUGCCGAAUGGAAACCUAGAACAAUGGCUACACAACCAUCUCCUAGAAGAUGGAAGCGAGGGGGUGCUCAGUCUUUCCCUAAGGAUAGAUAUUGCCAUUGAUGUAGCUUCGGCACUCGAAUAUCUUCACCAUUAUAAGCCAGUGCCAAUAGUUCAUUGUGAUCUUAAGCCAAGCAAUAUUCUCCUCGAUAAUGACAAGGUUGCACAUGUGGGUGACUUUGGACUUGCAAGGUUCUUGCAUCAAGAUGAUACUAGCCUCCCAGAGAUAUCAAGUGGUUGGGCUACAAGAAGGGGAACAAUUGGAUAUGCUGCCCCAGGUUUGCCAUUAACCACUGUUGUUCAUCUUUGUAUACUAGCUUUCUGGUUGGAAACUAAUAUCACAAACGUGUCUCUUCCAGAGUACGGUCAAGGAAAUGAAGUCUCCGUCUAUGGCGAUACCUACAGCUAUGGUAUACUGUUAUUACAGUUGUUCACAGGUAAAAGGCCAACAGAUGAUGAGUUUCAGCAAGAUCUAAACCUGCAUAGGCAAGUCGAGAUAGCACUGAGAGACAAAGCCACCAACACGGUGGAUCUGAGUUCACUGGGUGAAGGGGCAGAAAUAACUUCUACAUCUGUGAGUGCCAUAGAGAUGAGAACUGCAUGCAUCACUUCAGUUCUGCGCAUUGGGAUAUUAUGUUCAAAGGAACUGCCAACUGAUCGCAUGCAGAUUGGUGAUGCCAUGAGAGGGUUACUGGCGAUCAGAGACAAGUAUCGCACACGCCUACUGAGGGAAGGUGAAUCUAUAUAA
This is a messenger RNA of Lolium rigidum, 3549 nucleotides long. Its product is annotated as probable LRR receptor-like serine/threonine-protein kinase At3g47570. Gene Ontology annotation, biological process: protein phosphorylation. Lineage: Eukaryota; Viridiplantae; Streptophyta; Magnoliopsida; Poales; Poaceae. Gene Ontology annotation, molecular function: ATP binding; protein kinase activity; receptor serine/threonine kinase binding. The coding region runs from base 1 to 3549 and encodes 1182 amino acids. The transcript has 2 exons. The record is from RefSeq and is a predicted model, not a curated record.